This is a messenger RNA of Pyrus x bretschneideri (Chinese white pear), 3041 nucleotides long. Its product is annotated as pentatricopeptide repeat-containing protein At4g20740. The record is from RefSeq and is a predicted model, not a curated record. NCBI's taxonomy places the organism in Eukaryota, Viridiplantae, Streptophyta, Magnoliopsida, Rosales, Rosaceae. Gene Ontology annotation, molecular function: protein binding.
AUGCCACCUCAGUCCCCACCCCCUAAAUUCCAGAUCUUCCACGGCCACCGCAAGCCCACACAGAACCGCCCCACCGUCCGCGGCGGCCUCUUCUCCGACCGUGUCUCUCAGCCGAGCCGCAAAUACCCCACCACCGUAACCCAAUCCCAGCCCUUCGAUCUCUCCAAGUGGGACCCACACCUGCCCCAAACCUCGCCGUCCACUUCAUCGCCCAACCCCGACGACACGACCCUCCUCUCGUUCCUCUCCCCCAUCGCCCGCUUCAUACUCGAUGCUUUCCGCAAGAACCGGAACCACUGGGGCCCGCCAGUCGUCUCGGAGCUCCGGAAGCUCCGCCGGGUCACGCCGGACCUCGUCGCCGAGGUGCUCAAGGUCCAGAAUGAACCCGUUUCGGCCUCCAAGUUCUUCCACUGGGCAGGUAAGCAAAAGGGUUUCAAGCACACUUAUGCUUCAUACAAUGCCUUGGCUUAUUGUCUGAACCGGUCCAACCGGUUCCGGUCGGCGGACCAAGUCCCUGAGCUAAUGGACUCGCAGGGCAAACCGCCGAGCGAGAAACAGUUUGAGAUUCUCAUCAGAAUGCACUCUGAUGCCAAUAGAGGUCUCAGGGUUUAUUAUGUGUAUGAAAAAAUGAAGAAAUUUGGGGUUAAACCCAGGGUUUUCUUGUACAAUAGGAUCAUGGAUGCGUUGGCGAAAACGGGUUAUUUGGAUUUGGCCUUAUCGGUUUACGAUGACUUUCGUGAUGAUGGAUUGGUGGAGGAGAGUGUUACUUUCAUGAUCUUGAUAAAGGGUAUGUGUAAAAUGGGAAGAAUUGAUGAAAUGUUGCAGCUUUUGGAGAGAAUGAGGGCGAAUUUGUGUAAACCGGACGUGUUUGCAUACACGGCAAUGAUUAAGGUUUUGCUUUCAGAGGGGAACUUAGAUGGGUGUUUGAGGGUUUGGGAGGAAAUGAAGAGAGAUAGGGUUGAGGCUGAUGCUAUGGCAUAUGCAACUCUGGUUACAGGGUUGUGUAAGGGUGGCAGGGUGGAGAAAGGGUACGAAUUGUUUAGGGAGAUGAAGGCGAAGGGUUUCUUGAUUGAUAGAGCGAUAUACGGGGUGUUGAUUGAGGGGUUUGUGGCGGACAGGAAGGUUGGGGUGGCUUGUGAUUUGUUGAAGGAUUUGGUGGACUCGGGCUAUAGGCCAGAUUUGGGGAUAUAUAAUUCUCUUAUCGAGGGUUUAUGUAAUGUGAAGCGGGUUGAUAAGGCUUAUAAAAUUUUCCGAGUUACUGUUCAAGAGGGUCUUCAGCCAGAUUUCGCUACGGUGAAUCCCAUUUUGGUGCUCUAUGCUGAGACAAGUAGAGUGGAUAAGUUCUGCGAGAUGCUUGCACAGAUGGAGAAAUGUGGUUUUCCUGUCAUUGACGAUCUUUCGAAAUUCUUCUCCUUAUUAGGAAAGGAGGAUGGAGUAACAAUGGGUUUGGAAGUGUUUGAAGAGUUAAAAGUCAAAGGUUAUUAUAGUUUAGGAAUCUACAAUAUCUUUAUGGAGGCCCUCCACAAAUCUGGGAAAGUGAAAAAAGCAUUGUCUCUCUUUAAUGAAACGAAGGAUGUGGGUUUGCAGCCCGACUCCUUUACUUACAGCAUUGCCAUAAUGUGUUUUGUUGAAGAUGGGGACAUCCAUGAGGCUUGUGCCUGUUAUAAUAAAAUAAUUGAGAUGUCUUGUGUUCCUUUGAUUGCUGCCUACCGUUCGCUUGCUAGAGGGCUUUGUAAAAUUGGAGAGAUUGACGCCGUUAUGCUGUUACUUCGUGACUGCUUAGCCAGCGUGACAAGUGGACCCUUGGAAUUCAAGUAUUCUCUUACCAUUCUUCAUGCAUGUAAAUCAAAUAAUGCUGAGAAGGUGGUUGAGGUGCUAAAUGAGAUGAUACAGCAGGGUUGUCCUCCAGAUGAUGUUGUAUACUCUGCUAUAAUCUCUGGCAUGUGUAAGCAUGGCACAAUAGAGGAGGCAAGAAAAAUAUUUUCAAAUUUGAAAGAGCACAAAAUUUUAACAGAAGCCAACAUGAUUGUGUAUGAUGAAGUAUUAAUUGAACACAUGAAGAAGAAGACGGCAGAUCUGGUGGUGUCUGGUUUGAAAUUUUUUGGAUUAGAAAACAAAUUGAAAGCAAAGGGUUGUAAGCUGCUGUUGUGAUGAAAUUAUAAAGGCAGGUACGGAAUUCAUUGAUUACUUCGGACUUUCCUUCUGUUGCAAUUCGCUUAUAAUGCAUGAAAUUGUAUCGAGUGGUGAGAACACUCCAUUUAAGAUGCAUCUAUGGAGGAGGCACACAUCUUCGGGUUGUGAGGCGUCUUAUUAGCUGGCAUUGCCAAUGAUGUUCGCUUUUGGGUGUCUCAUGAAUAUUCCAACAGCUUGUGAUUGGGGUUGCUUGGCAAGUGUCUUCUGGCCACUAUGAUUCUGCUGAAUGUGGGUACCCUGCUUUCUUUGUUUCUCUGCAACUUUCUCAGCCGUGGUCUCAAUGUGUUUUGGAGGUUCAGUGUACAAUUUGGCUCAGAGACCCUGGUAGGGACUCUCUAUGUUGGUUUGCUGGUCGUUCAUUUUGGUCGUUGCUUGAAUGGCAGUAUAUUUUCCUAGUGGGAGAUAAACAACUGUUCUGGUACUAAGACGUCGCAAAUUAAAAUUCAAUGUGAGUGUAUUCCCUGAUGAUACGGAUAUAUGUUUCUCUCAAGGCAAGCUCCAAAUUCCAAUAUCAAGGAAAUUGGAUGGCAAAGAAGAGAAGCAGUUCCAGAUUGCAGGAAUUGAGGUACUCUGAAUUCUUCAAUGAUCGGUCGAAGAUUCCAGAUAUAUAAUGUUCAUAAUCUGUCGAGAGAAAUUGUGACUGCUAUAAUGUUCACCUUCAUCUGGAGGAGAAGCCCUCUCGCAAUACGCAAAGAAACCUUUGAGUUUUGACAUGUGAGGUUUAAAUGCAUUGAUUUGUAUUAGGGCUGUCGUCUAAUACCGAGAAGAGAAGUACCUCUAGACCAACGACUAUGUUAGUAAACCGUCUUACGUGAAUAUGAAACGGUUAUUUUUUCACAACCCCUUAA